CUAUUGGUGAAUUAGAAUGUCACAUGUCCAAUUUCAUCCAAGUUCAUAAAACAAUUUCAGCAGCAGGGGCACUGCCAAACGGGCUCGAAAUAGUAGCACAAAGCAGGGUGAAGCUAGACCGUAGGUGGCGGUCAUGGGAUGGGCUAUCGCUUUGCAUGGUGGCGCCGGCGACAUUCCCCGUAAUCUACCUCCAGAACGCCGUCAGCCAAGAGUGGCCGGCCUCCAACGCUGCUUAGAGAUCGGAGUCGACGCCAUCAAGGCCAACAAAUCCCCAUUGGAUGUGGUUGAACUCGUGGUUCGUGAACUGGAAAAUAUUCCGUGCUUUAAUGCCGGAAGAGGGUCGGUCUUGACCAACAGUGGGACUGUAGAAAUGGAAGCUUGCAUCAUGGACGGAAAUACAAAGAGGUGUGGUGCUGUUUCUGGUCUCACCACAGUUGUUAAUGCUGUAUCUUUAGCAAGGCUUGUAAUGGAGAAGACUCCCCAUAUAUAUCUUGCUUUUGAGGGGGCUGAGACAUUUGCAAGGGAACAGGGUGUUGAAACUUUGGAUACUAGCAAUUUCAUCACUCCAGAGAAUAUUGAGAGGCUGAAGCAAGCUAAAGAAGCAAAUCGAGUUCAGAUCGAUUAUACUGCACCAUUGCCAAGAGUUGAGAAGGGUGAAACAAUUCCUAUCGGGGAUAGCCAGAUUGGGACUGUUGGAUGUGUAGUUGUUGACGGUAAUGGAUGUUUGGCUGCUGCGACUUCUACUGGAGGAUUAGUGAACAAGAUGGUUGGAAGGAUUGGUGACACACCCAUCAUAGGUGCUGGCACAUACGCCAACCAGUUCUGUGCAGUAUCUGCGACCGGUAAAGGUGAAUCUAUUAUCCGUGCCACUGUGGCAAGAGAUGUGGCCGCCCUCAUGGAGUUCAAAGGGAUUUCUGUCAACGAGGCGGCUGAUUACGUCAUAAACCAGUGUACUCCAAAAGGAACUGCUGGUCUUAUUGCGGUUUCUGCCACAGGAGAGGUCACCAUGCCAUUUAAUACAACCGGUAUGUUCAGAGCUUGUGCCACUGAAGAUGGUCAUAGUGAAAUUGAAAUCUGGUAAUCUUUGAUUCGUAGUAAACCGUGGUCCCCCCACACAUUCGUUAAUUCAUAUUGUUCAUAUCUUUUAUUUAUUUUGUUCUUUGAGAGGGAGUUGUGGCUCUAUGGAGCUUAUGUUCCCCCCUUAAUAAGCGUUUGACAGAAACCCUAUUUUUUUUAGAUAUUUUAAUUGGGGCAAUGUUAAACAAUCAGAUACGUGACAUUAGAAACGCUUGCAAUUUAUGUUGACUUGCACACUUGCACUCUGUCUUGCUACUUAUCUUUUUU
Messenger RNA from Cuscuta epithymum, 1344 nucleotides. The record is from the annotation of a GenBank genome assembly. NCBI's taxonomy places the organism in Eukaryota, Viridiplantae, Streptophyta, Magnoliopsida, Solanales, Convolvulaceae.